Molecule: messenger RNA, 4634 nt
Organism: Mus caroli (Ryukyu mouse)
Lineage: Eukaryota; Metazoa; Chordata; Mammalia; Rodentia; Muridae
Gene: Lss
Product: lanosterol synthase
Biological process (GO): cholesterol biosynthetic process; triterpenoid biosynthetic process
Cellular component (GO): lipid droplet
Molecular function (GO): lanosterol synthase activity
Source: RefSeq, a predicted model, not a curated record
AGGCUCGCGCCUGCGCAGUGCACUAGGCUGUCAGGUAAAGGGCUGGCAAGCCGGUGGCAGAGAGCAGUGCUAUCAUGACUGAGGGCACGUGUCUGCGGCGUCGUGGGGGACCCUAUAAAACUGAGCCCGCCACCGAUCUCACCCGCUGGCGGCUCUGCAAUGAGUUGGGUCGGCAGAGAUGGACUUAUUAUCAAGCGGAGGACGACCCUGGUCGAGAGCAGACCGGGUUAGAGGCCCACUCUUUGGGACUGGACACAAGAAGUUAUUUCACGGACUUACCAAAAGCACAAACAGCCCACGAGGGGGCCCUGAACGGAGUAACUUUUUAUGCCAAGCUGCAGGCUGAGGAUGGACACUGGGCUGGUGAUUAUGGUGGUCCGCUCUUCCUCUUGCCAGGUCUCCUGAUCACCUGUCACAUAUCACACAUCCCUCUGCCAGCUGGAUACAGAGAGGAGAUGGUGCGGUACCUGCGGUCAGUGCAGCUCCCCGAUGGCGGCUGGGGCUUGCACAUCGAGGACAAGUCCACAGUGUUUGGGACCGCCUUGAACUAUGUGGCUCUCAGAAUCCUGGGUAUUGGGCCUGAUGAUCCUGACCUUGUGCGCGCUCGGAACGUCCUUCACAAAAAAGGUGGUGCAGUGGCCAUCCCUUCCUGGGGGAAGUUCUGGCUGGCUGUCCUGAAUGUUUAUAGCUGGGAAGGACUCAACACCCUAUUCCCCGAGAUGUGGCUGUUUCCUGAAUGGGUACCAGCGCACCCCUCCACUCUCUGGUGUCACUGCCGGCAGGUCUAUCUGCCCAUGAGUUACUGCUACGCCACUCGGCUAAGUGCCUCAGAGGACCCACUGGUUCAGAGCCUCCGCCAGGAACUCUAUGUGCAGGAUUACGCCAGCAUCGAUUGGCCAGCGCAGAGGAACAACGUGUCCCCCGAUGAGAUGUACACGCCACACAGCUGGCUGCUGCAUGUGGUGUAUGGACUCCUCAACCUGUAUGAACGUUUCCAUAGCACCAGCCUGCGGAAGUGGGCCGUCCAGAUGCUGUAUGAACACAUUGCAGCUGACGACCGUUUCACUAAGUGCAUCAGCAUCGGCCCGAUCUCAAAGACCAUCAACAUGCUUGUUCGUUGGUCAGUGGAUGGACCGUCCUCCCCGGCCUUCCAGGAGCACGUCUCUCGGAUUAAAGAUUACCUCUGGCUAGGCCUUGAUGGCAUGAAAAUGCAGGGCACCAAUGGAUCACAGAUCUGGGACACUUCAUUUGCUAUCCAAGCACUGUUGGAGGCAGGUGCACACCACAGACCUGAAUUUCUGCCCUGCCUGCAGAAGGCUCACGAGUUCCUGCGGCUUUCACAGGUCCCAGAAAACUGUCCUGACUAUCAGAAGUACUAUCGCCAUAUGCACAAGGGCGGUUUCUGCUUCAGCACACUGGACUGUGGCUGGAUCGUUGCUGACUGCACAGCCGAGGGUUUGAAGGCCGUGCUGCUCCUGCAGAAUCAGUGUCCCUCCAUCACUGAGCAUAUCCCCCGAGAGCGGCUGUGUGAUGCCGUGGAUGUGUUACUGAGCAUGAGAAAUGCUGAUGGAGGAUUCGCUACCUAUGAGACUAAGCGUGGCGGGUACUUGCUGGAGCUGCUGAACCCCUCAGAGGUCUUUGGAGACAUCAUGAUUGACUACACGUAUGUAGAGUGUACCUCUGCCGUGAUGCAGGCACUGAAGCAUUUCCAUGAACACUUCCCAGACUACAGGGCAGCAGAGGUCAGGGAGACCCUCAAUCAAGGCCUGGACUUCUGCCGAAUGAAGCAGAGAUCCGAUGGCUCCUGGGAGGGCUCCUGGGGUGUUUGUUUCACCUAUGGCACCUGGUUUGGCUUGGAAGCGUUCGCUUGCAUGGGGCAUACCUACCAAGAUGGGGCUGCUUGUGCAGAAGUAGCUCAGGCCUGCAACUUCCUCCUGUCCCAGCAGAUGGCAGAUGGAGGCUGGGGAGAGGACUUUGAAUCCUGUGAACAGCGGCGGUAUGUGCAGAGUGCCAGGUCUCAGGUCCAUAGUACCUGCUGGGCCCUGAUGGGUUUGAUGGCUGUCAGGCAUCCCGACGUCACUGCUCAGGAGAGAGGGAUCAAAUGUCUGCUAGGGAAGCAGUUCCCCAAUGGAGACUGGCCGCAGGAGAACAUCUCUGGGGUCUUCAACAAGUCUUGUGCCAUCAGCUACACAAGUUACAGAAACAUCUUCCCCAUCUGGGCCCUAGGCCGCUUCUCCAACCUGUAUCCUGACAAUACCCUCUCGGGCCACAUUUGAACACGUAUGUGUCUGUGCUGUACCUGGCCAGCAUCAUCACCAUCCAGGUCCUGGCGAGCCCAUGUCUUGGCUGGGUGAUAAGAGCCUUCUUAGCCCUGCUUAGGCCUCGUUCUCUAUUUCUGUAGACAGGAGGCUGGGGAUAGGGUCAGGGUUGGUGUCUUUAGACACUUGUCAGUGUGCGCUUAAAGUUCUUGGACUAGCUUCAGUGAGAAAGGGAAGAAGAUGAGCCUUGAGAUCCAGAGAGGCACAGUGGAUGGACUUGGAAACUCCUGGGUAUUCGUUCUCCCUGAGGGAGCAAGGCUACAGAGCUUCUGUGAUCAAUGACUUCCCUGUGAGGGAGCAGCUGGCUUCUUCUCUGCCUCCCUUGUUGACAGUGGAGUGGGCACUUGAGCAUCUUGUGUUUGCUGUGCUGAGGGAGUUAGAGCAGCCCUAUGGUGCAGGGAUGCUCAGAGAAAGACUCAAUGGCAAGUGAGGCAGGUCCCUUGCUCAUUGUGCCCUGAGCAGUGUCUGGUGUCCCCAGAAACUUGCCACCCAUGACUACACUACUAUAUGAAAUGCCAGUUAUCCAGAAAGGAAAUACAAACUGGCUUUGUACCAGAAACGCUAUUAAAAGUCGUUUGAAUGAUCACCGACUCCCUUACUAAACAGACCCUGGGCUGAUGACCCCGUAGUAAAGAACAGCGGCUGCUCUCUCAGAGGACCUGGGUUUGAUUCCUGGCACCCACCUGGUGGCUAACAGCUUGUAACUCCAGUUCUCAGGGAACCCAAUGUCUUCUGGCCUCUGUGGGCACUGCACACAUGGUACAUAGACAUACAUACACUCAUAAUACCUAUACACAUAAAAUAAAUCCUGAAAAUAAAAUAUUAAAAACAACCACCUGCCUUCCUGAGACAUUUCAUCCUGGAGCGUCUAUGCUGAGUCUGUGUGGCAAGGAGCCAGAUGUAGCAUCCAAUUCUGCCCCUAGAUUAUAUGCUUAUACAAUUGCAUUGGUUUCUGCAAGAUCAGUGUCCUGAUGUCCAGGCUUCUCAGUCCUUGUUGAGAGAGAGAUGCACGUAUGGGGAGCCAUUAGGGUAGAUAGUGGUUGUAAUGGUUUCUGCCACGGAACAGUGCUGGAGCAAGGACAGCUAAUCAAAUCCAGCUCGCCACUUAGACACACCGAGACAGCCAGGAAAAUGCCCAUGACACCCAAAGAUCGUUAUCAGCCCAUGUGCCAGCUGUGCUUUGUGAGGCCAGUGAGGGCCAGAUGUCUGAGGCAAUCCUUUCUGGGUGUGAGCUCUUAGGUUCCUGAUUGUAACUGUGUGUCUGGGCAGCCAGUCAGAGUCCAGGGUGGAAGCUAUGUGUCUCCUUGAAGUUACUGCUUUUCUCCCUGGCCAUGGUGAGCCAGGUCCAGCUGGAUGCCCCUUUAGUUAACUCUCGGCAUCUGUAGUGCUUUCUGCACUGGUAUCUCCAAUCACUCCCUGGCCCAUGGUCUUCCCUCCGACAAGCAGAAAGCUGUGUCUGAGACCCUUUCCCUGUGCAGGACCCUCUAGGGUGCACUUUGUGCCCUCUGCCUGCUGCCCAGCUCCCACCAUCGACACCUUGUGCUGUGACUCAGGGCUUUCCUGCCUUAGAUAGUGGCCCGUGCUGUUCACAGCACUGACUUCCUAACCUCUGCCAGGAGUAGAACCGGUGAACUCGGCUAGAUCUGCUCCUAGCAGCAGCAACCAUCCCUUGGAAUUCCCGGUCAUGAACCAAAUCACUGUACAUUCCCUUAAUAAACAGACCGCUGGUGAGAUGUGCUUUAGGCUGUAGUGGGUCAUGCUGUGGAGUUCUCAGGAUGUGCUGGCUUACCGGCCCCCAGUUUAGGGAGUUCUCCGGGCUCCUCGGGGGGUGGGGGUUGGUGGGGGACACUCAUCAGAUAACUGUCCAGAACAUGGAUGCUUAAAAUGAAAGUUUGAGCCUGUCAGGAAUAAUUUGGAAUGCUGACGACUUUUCCUGUGGAGUCACAGCACAUUUCCUUGGUUAGCUGUGAUGUGAACCUCACAGCUGUUUUGAGGGAUGUUUUGAGGGAUUCUUUAGUAAGGAAUGUUGACAUUUCUGCCCCCCUCCCCCACGCUGAAGCAGUUUUCCUGUGUGGUACUCACUAUGACAUGAUCUUCACUAUGUAGUCCAGGAUGGCCUCAAGCUUGAGGGUAGUCCUCCUGCCUCCACCUCCAGAGCGCUGGGAUACAGGCGUGUGCUACCAUCCCCUGCUGAAGGGCUUGAUGGUUAAGUCUCUCUGACAAAGUAUUUUUUCCUUUUAAAAUAUGACUUACUGCUAAGUAGAAUUGAAUUUACUAAGAUGUUUUUCUUUUAAUAAAUUUUUGCUGGAUGCUGUU